Durusdinium trenchii is the source of this 1947-nucleotide messenger RNA. The record is from the annotation of a GenBank genome assembly. Lineage: Eukaryota; Dinophyceae; Suessiales; Symbiodiniaceae.
CCAGACUACAAAAGCCGGUGGACCGGCUUUGACCUGACCUGGUCCCGCGACGAGUUCCGCCCCGUCAUGGCUCGACGAGUUCCGCCCCGUCUCUCACGGCCGGACACUUUGCUCGUCCUGGGAGCCGUGGAAGAAGGAUAAUGCGGGAACGCCUGUCCCGCAGCCGCUCACCUUUGCGGCUGAUCGCGCUGAGCGAGCAAGAGCAGGAGGCCUUCCUCGUGGAGUUCGCACAGCACUACUGGUCCCCCUCCGAAGGCAGCUGUGAAAGGGCAGACCGCCUGACGCGCUAUCGCGGGCGCUUGCUGGCGGAGAUUGAGCAGCUGGUGAUGGACGUGUGCCAUGAUGCCCCGCGCAUCACGACUGCCACGAGGGUGCGCUGGCAGCGCUUCGUGUUGCUGGACGACUUGGCACGGAUGAGUGACGUGCUCUUCCGCGGUCCCAUCGAUCCGCGCCACGCGGAUGAGAUGGAUCUCCGGCUACAUCAUGCAUGGCGGACGCUGCGGCAUCAGAUCCCGGACCUCGCGGACUUCGCGCAAAGCACCAGGGACGUCCGCAUCUCUGCUGCCAAGAUGGCGAUGAUGUUGGAGACGGGAAGACCUACAGACUUGCUCCCUGAUGCGCUGGAGCUGCCAGAUGCCAGGACUCUCUCCUGCUUACUUUCCUUGCGGUGUGAGAAGGAUGAUGCAGAGGAGCUGAACGAGCUCUAUCGCUUGCUUUGCCAGAAGCUGCAGGGCUGCAGCUGUUCUCACUGUCAUCGAGGAUUCGACGAAAGUUCGAGCUGUGGCAUCUUCGAUGGGGAGCAGCUCACGAUCCCAGUGACGGUGCCCAAAGUCCUGGUGCCGCCCUGUGGACAUGCGUUGCACACCCUUUGCAUCGGUGAGCAGAUUAUCCCCAAUGACAGCGCGGAGAGCCGUGGGCUGUGUCUUUCUUCAACAACGCGGACGUGUUUCCACCGGCCUGCACGGGUGAAGCGCCGGCAGUGUGGGCAGCCCUACGGCUGGACAGGGAUCGAUGUGGAUCCAAUGGUGAAUGCGUUCUGUUUGAUGUUUGGGCCCUAUGUGGAUACCCGCUCGCAGGAGAUGUACGCCGAGAAGAAGCUAUCCACCACAGCCAUCUUGAGCAUUUCCGAGGUUUGCGUGAACUUCUCCUUGGAGCUCUCAGGGUUAGUGAGCCCCUCCUCCAUUUGGUUGCUGCUGCUGCGACGCCAUGCCUUCGAACAUCCAGACAUGGACCCUUGGGAGAUCAAUUCCGAGGUGAGCCUCGUUGGCCAGGAGGUGCUCAGGUCCUUGACUUUGCCCGAGGGAGAGGAGUUGGAGGUGCCAACCCUCGUCGACUCUCCGGCCGGGCCCCAGUCAGACGGCUUGGAUGCGCCUCCGAUGUUGAUGGAUGAGGCCCUUCCGAGCCUCCUUCCCGAGUCGCUUUCACCUCCCUCCGAGCCGAGCGACGUCUCCGAGGAACUCGCCGAGCCCAGCGCGGUGAUGUUGAACCAGUUAGUCGCCGGCUGUGAUGGUGACCGCUCCAUGAAUGGCCUACUGCCACAAACGAAUUAAUUCAUGACAAACCCGCUGCACAGUCUCGCGAUUUCUCGAUGUGUUUUCGUUUGUUGGACUAAUGCCAAUGUAUAUAAUGUUCUUGAUCCCUUUUCAACCAUGGACAAUGUAGGUCGUGUUCGGGAUGGAGUCGGAGAGACGUGUCGCAGUUGGAGUGGAACUGUUUCCAAGAGCAAUUAAAGUUAGUAUUGGAAUCGCAGCGCCGCGUGCAUGUCCGCAGCGCCCAGCUCGCGCACGUGCACGCGCACGAGCCAAAGAGCUUCCAAGUGUCAAAAGGUGUCAUUGCACAUCCGAGAUGGCACGAUCCCUUAAUUCGGGUGCGUUUGUCUAUCAAUGUACGAUUUGUUAGUUUUGUUAGUCGUGCUAGUUUUUGAAUUUGCGCUGUCUACCCUGAAAC